Exophiala viscosa is the source of this 2051-nucleotide messenger RNA. RefSeq lists its product as uncharacterized. The record is from RefSeq and is a predicted model, not a curated record. NCBI's taxonomy places the organism in Eukaryota, Fungi, Ascomycota, Eurotiomycetes, Chaetothyriales, Herpotrichiellaceae. The coding region runs from base 109 to 1782 and encodes 557 amino acids. The transcript has 6 exons. Gene Ontology annotation, cellular component: membrane. Gene Ontology annotation, biological process: carbohydrate transport; transmembrane transport. Gene Ontology annotation, molecular function: carbohydrate:proton symporter activity.
GGAAGGAGACGAGCAGUGCGAGACAACUUAUAAAGAUGAUCGUGAAUGUCGCACUCAUCCACAGGGUGAUCAAGUUCCUUGUACUCAUCACAUCAAUCAGAUCUGAACAUGGCUGGCGGCGAAAAGAUCACGACCUCUGAGGGGUCAACUGGGAGUGAAUCUCCACGACGAGCUGUUGACUAUGCACACAUCCCACGCAGAAGAUACUUUGCAUCUGCACGAGGGCGUGCCUUGCGGGCACAGAUAGCCAUCGCCGGAUCGAUUGGCUUUCUACUUUUUGGGUAUGACCAAGGUGUCCUUGGAGGCCUGAAUGCGGCUGAGGAGUUCCUUCAACAAUUCAAUCAUCCAUCCUCUAGCCUUCUUGGUACGAUCAAUGCCAUAUAUGAAAUUGGAUGCUGUGUCGGUGCUCUCAUUGUCUUCGUCUGUGGAGAAACGCUUGGUCGGAAGAAAUGCAUCUACAUCGGCGCAGUUAUUAUGUUCAUUGGCGCGGCAUUGCAAGCCUCUUCAUUUGGUGUAGCACAAAUGCUCGUCGGGCGCAUAAUAUGUGGCCUCGGCAAUGGCUUUAACACCGCUACAACACCUCUCUGGCUAUGCGAACUACUUCCCGCCAAGCGCCGUGGCCGUGACGUGUCGACCGCUGGUAAUCUGAUCGCGUUUGGAAUCAUCAUCGCUUACUACUUCAACAUUGGGCUAUCCUACACAACGGGUCCCGUCCAGUGGAGGCUGCCGAUCGCCUUUCAGGGUGUCUUCAUCAUUCUACAGCUCAUCUGGACAAAGUUUCUUCCAGAGUCACCAAGGUGGUUGAUCAAGCAUGGUCGCCACGAAGAGGCAAUCGACAUCUUGGCUCAGCUGCAGGGCAAAAAUGUCCCUUGCGAUGCACCCACCGUCAUUGAGCAGAAAAGACUAAUUGACGAAGCCCUGGCACUUGAAAACGAAGGUGGUCCAUGGAAGUUCUCCGAAGUCUUCACGAAUGGACCACUCAAGAUCAGGCGCCGAUAUAUCAUGGUCAUUGGGAUCCAAGCUAUGCAGCAGCUAGCAGGUAUCAAUGUCCUGGUUUACUAUGCCCCGCAUACCUUGACGACCGACAUGGGCUUUGGUGCCAGAGAGGCAUUGUACGUUGGAGCCGGUAUCGCUGUCACGUACUGGCUGUUUUCGUUCUCUCAGGUGUUCUUUCUGGAUCAGAUGGGACGACGUCGACCCUUGAUCGUUGGUGGAUUCUUACAAGCACUCUGCUUCCUUUGUGCUGGACUUUUAAACAAAGACGUCACCCCAACCAAGGCCAAGGCAUCCCUGUUCUUCUUCUUUGCCUACGAAGCCAUAUUCGCCGUCGGCUGGCUGGCUAUUCCCUGGCUAUACCCUUCUGAAUUCAUGCCGCUCAGACACCGAACACAUUCGGCAGCCAUAGCCACCGCAGCUGACUGGAUCUUCAACUACAUGAUCGUCCAGAUUACGCCUAUCAGUAUUAGCAACAUCCGUUGGAAGACGUACAUGAUAUUCUUCGUGAUCAACAUUGCUCAAGCCAUCAUCGUCUGGCUCUUCUACCCGGAGACGUCUGGAAGGACCCUCGAGGAGAUUGAUUUCAUGUAUGCCGGUGACUGUGAUCGUCUCCUGGUCAUCGGCAAGAAUGGUCGCACUCUUCCGGGCUUCAGAAGCAUGAUGAAUCGACCAGGAAAUCCUGAGAUCGGUGAAGCGAAUACGGCGCUCACCAGGGAGGUUCGUGUUGAAAGUGACAAGGAAAUGGCAGAGUCCAAAAGUCGACACUUGGAAACCUCGUCGACCUAGAUGGUUUUCAUUUGGCGGAUGAUGGCAAAUGCGUGACGAGGGAUCCAACUCCGGCUGUGGCCGCGUGCAUUGGGAAAGCCGUGUCUCUCUUCAUACAGCAUUGUACCGUUUUGGCAGCGUUGACAUGACCGCAACCGUGACCGCACCGAGGGGUCCGGUCAUGUCACGGUCACGGUCCUGGUUAUAAUCGUCCGGUGAUGUCUGGGUCAUGACCGACAUGACUGAGGGUGAUAGACCACACGCCGCAAAAAAUUCCUGAAUAACAGUCG